Rosa chinensis is the source of this 2762-nucleotide messenger RNA. Its product is annotated as protein STRUBBELIG-RECEPTOR FAMILY 6. Gene Ontology annotation, molecular function: protein binding; ATP binding; protein kinase activity. The transcript has 16 exons. Lineage: Eukaryota; Viridiplantae; Streptophyta; Magnoliopsida; Rosales; Rosaceae. The record is from RefSeq and is a predicted model, not a curated record. The coding region runs from base 206 to 2362 and encodes 718 amino acids. Gene Ontology annotation, biological process: protein phosphorylation.
UGGCUUUGGAUUCUUAUGGCAAAUCGUGCCUGCCAGCUUUGCUUGGGCGUGGUGGCUACUUAGGCUUUAUUAUAAUCUAGUCUGUUGGGGAAACAAAAUCAAUUCACCAAAAAGGCAAAAAGGCCCAAGCUUUGAUAGCUUUUUGGGUGGAGUUGAGAAGAGGCAGAGAGUGAGUUUUGAGAGAGAGAGAGAGAGAGAGAGAGAGAUGGUGGAGAGCUGGAGGUGGGUUUUGGUUGUGGUGAGCUUCUGCAUUUGGGGAUGGAGUCUCAGUUCAGUUAAUGCUGAUACAGAUCCACUUGAUGUUUCUGCUCUCACGGUGAUGUAUACUAGCUUAAAUUCCCCACCUCAGCUAACCCAAUGGAGUGCAAGUGGUAGUGAUCCAUGUGGCCAGUCUUGGAAAGGUGUUAAAUGUUCGCGCUCACGAGUAACAGAAAUUGAUUUAUCAGGUCUUGGACUUUCUGGAACAUUUGGGUAUAACCUUCAAAGCUUGACCGCGUUGACCAAUCUAGACGUGAGCAAUAAUAAUCUUGCAGGCGGUAUACCUUAUAACCUUCCUCCAAACGUGACACGAUUAAACCUUGGCGCAAAUCAAUUCACACAAGGCAUCCCUUAUUCCGUCUCUAUGAUGACUUCUCUUAAAUACUUAAACAUCAGUCACAAUCAGCUUCAGAAUACACUGGAUGAUGUGUUCGGAAAGCUCUCUUCCCUUACCACAUUGGAUCUCUCUUUCAAUUCCAUGCCAGGUAGCCUCCCCGAGAGUUUUAGCUCCCUCUCAAGUCUAAAGACAUUGGAUUUGCAGAAUAACCAGUUAACAGGGACUAUUGAUGUCCUAGCCAAUCUCCCCCUCGAAAAUCUGAAUAUCGAAAAUAACCAUUUUACCGGCUGGGUUCCAGAAACGUUGAAAGACAUCAACCUGAAGAAGGAUGGAAACACAUGGAACUCAGGUCCUGCACCCCCACCGCCACCUGGUACCCCUCCAGCCAGCAAGAACAAUGGAAAUCGCACACCUGGCAGCAAUGGUACACCAUCAAAAAAUGGUGCGAGUGACGGUGGUAAGAAAUCGGGAAUAGGAGCUGGUGGCAUAGCAGGAAUAGUGAUAUCAAUUUUCGUUGUUACGGGGAUUGUAGCGUUCUUUCUCAUAAAGAGAAGAUCAAGGAGGUCAUCUCCCGAUAUAGAAAAGAUUGAUAGUCAGCCCUUUGCGCCCCUUGCUUCACAUGAAGUAAAAGAAAUGAAGUCUGUACAAACCUCUGCCACAUUGGAUAUGAAGACCUUUGAUACUCCUGCCACAAUAAAUCUUAGACCCCCACCUGUUGAUCGUCAUAAAUCAUUUGAUGAUGAGGAAUUCUCAAAGAAGCCCAUUGUUGUGAAGAAAACCAUCGCUGCUCCUAUAAAUGUGACCUCAUAUUCAAUAGCAGACCUGCAGAUGGCUACUGGAAGCUUUAGUGUUGAAAACCUUCUUGGUGAGGGGUCUUUUGGACGUGUUUAUCGGGCUCAAUUUGAUGAUGGGAAGGUUCUUGCUGUUAAGAAAAUAGAUUCAUCUGUUCUUCCAAGUGAAUUGUCUGAGGAUUUCACAGAGAUCGUUUCAAACAUCUCCCAUUUGCAUCACGCAAAUGUAACGGAGCUGGUGGGUUACUGUUCGGAGCAUGGACAGCACCUGCUAGUCUAUGAGUUCCAUAAAAAUGGUUCGUUGCACGACUUCCUGCAUCUUUCAGAUGAAUACAGCAAGCCAUUGACAUGGAACUCUCGGGUUAAGAUUGCUUUGGGGACUGCACGAGCACUAGAGUACUUGCAUGAAGUUUGCUCACCAUCAAUUAUUCACAAGAAUAUAAAGUCCAGCAACAUAUUACUGGAUGUGGAGCUCAACCCUCAUCUUUCAGACUCCGGCCUUGCAAGCUCUAUCCCCAAUGCUGAUCAGGCAUUGGACCACAAUGCAGGAUCUGGGUACAGUGCACCUGAGGUUGCGAUGUCUGGUCAAUAUACUCUAAAGAGUGAUGUCUACAGUUUUGGAGUGGUUAUGCUGGAGCUUAUUAGUGGGCGCAAACCAUUUGAUAGCUCAAGGUCUAGAUCCGAACAAUCUUUGGUUCGAUGGGCAACACCCCAACUCCAUGAUAUCGAUGCUCUUUCAAAAAUGGCAGACCCAGCUCUCAAGGGGCUCUAUCCAGUUAAAUCUUUGUCACGGUUUGCUGAUGUGAUUGCCCUCUGUGUCCAGCCCGAGCCUGAGUUCCGACCACCAAUGUCGGAAGUCGUUCAAGCAUUGGUUCGGUUAGUGCAGCGAGCCAACAUGAGCAGGAGAACAGUUGGAAACGAUCAAGGAGGAUCCCAGAGAGGUGACAGCACUGAUGCACAGGAGGAAAUGUCUUGAACGCAAACUUGAGGCAGCAACACGGAUACAAAAUGAUGCCAUGCCUGAAGCAAAGAGUACAUUUAGUUUAUUCACCUUGGCUAAACCAUAUUUUACCGGGUCUACAUGCCUGGUAGGAUGUGUUUGUUAAUAUUUACAUAGUUGAGGUAGUUCUUUCAUUGUUAAUUUUUUCUUUUCAAAAUUGAACUUGGUGCCUGUUUAAAGCAGUUUGGAGUUUGUUUCUAAUGGGAGUUUCAAUUUUUUUUUCCUGACAUUAUGUAUACAUUAAACCAGGGCAUGUGGAGUUUGUAGCGUAGGCUGAAUAUAUAUCAGUUUGCGGUGCAGGUGCCACUGGUCCUUUGGUGCUCAACAUUUUCUUGUAGGUGUACAAUAUUGAAGUAAAUAAAUUAGAAUUUGAAAU